Molecule: messenger RNA, 1751 nt
Organism: Prunus mume (Japanese apricot)
Lineage: Eukaryota; Viridiplantae; Streptophyta; Magnoliopsida; Rosales; Rosaceae
Product: serine carboxypeptidase-like 17
Biological process (GO): proteolysis; secondary metabolic process
Molecular function (GO): serine-type carboxypeptidase activity; acyltransferase activity, transferring groups other than amino-acyl groups
Source: RefSeq, a predicted model, not a curated record
AAAUGGGAUAUAACAUGCAAGUACAUUUUACCAUAAAUAAACCAUUUGGGCUAUGCGAGACAUGACCAUUGGUCCAGAUCCUUUAAACGGUACGUGCGCUUUUAGAUUGCAUAGUUUCCUAUAGAAGAAAGGAAACAAGAAAGGACAAUGACCAAAACCAACAGAAGCCUCACGAUCUGCAUUAGAUUAUUGUGGCUCUGGAAAAAAUCACUUUUGCUGCUACUGCUGCUUCCCAACUUUUGUUCAACGCAGACAAUCAUCAAGAACUUGCCAGGAUUUUCUGGUGACCUCCCAUUCAAGCUUGAAACUGGGUACGUUGGGGUAGGCAAUAAGGAUGAGCUGCAGCUGUUCUACUAUUUCAUUGAGUCAGAAAGGAGCCCAGAAAAUGAUCCUCUGCUGCUUUGGAUCACCGGAGGCCCUCGAUGCUCCGGUUUUUCUGGCCUCGUUUAUGAAAAUGGUCCAAUAUCUUUCAGUUUUACAAGUAUAACAAAGCAUCCAGUAGAACUUGUUUUGAAUCCAUACUCAUGGACAAAGUUAGCAAACAUAAUAUUUCUAGACGCUCCUGCCGGGACUGGUUUCUCUUACUCCACAACAACAGAUGGGUACAACACUAGUGACACCAUUCAUGCAAAACGAGCUUCUGAGUUUGUUCAAAGGUGGCUUUUGACUCAUCCCAAGUUUCUUGCAAAUCCACUCUACAUUUCUGGUGAUUCGUACUCAGGCAAGAUUGUUCCGAUCAUUGUUCAAGACAUAACUAACGGUAUUGAAGCUGGAAUCUCGCCGUUUUUGAAUCUCAAAGGAUACGUAAUUGGCAAUCCAGUUACAAAUCGAAAAGAGGAAUUGAAUUCGCAAAUUGAAUACGCUCAUCGCAUGGCGCUUAUAUCAACUAGAAUGUUUGAGUCGACCAAAAGGAAUUGCAAGGGGGAUUACAUAGAUGUGGAUCCAAACAAUGAGCUUUGCCUCAACAAUCUUCAAGCUUUCGAGGAGUGCAUUAGCAGAAUUGAGGAGAGUCAUAUAUUGGCACCUGCAUGCGCUCCUGGUGUCGAUGAUGACAAUUUCUUAAGCUUUCCCUUUCCUGAACAACUGUGUCGGGUAGAGAGGCAACGGUACUCUGAGGUUUGGGCAAAUGAUAUGAAUGUUCGUAAAGCUCUCAACAUUCGGGAGGGAACAAAAGCUGAAUGGGCAAGAUGCAAUAGCUCAAUACCUUACAUAAAAGAUGUCCAUAGUAGUGUUUACUAUCAUCGAAACCUCAUGCAAAAAUCCCUCCGGGCUUUUGUCUACAGUGGGGAUCAUGACUUGAAAGUUCCCCAUAUAAGUACAGAGGCAUGGAUAGAAUCCUUGAGCUUGCCAAUUGUUGAUGACUGGAAACCAUGGUUCUCUAACAAUCAAGUUGCUGGAUACAGAGUUGGCUAUUCGAAUGGAGAGUAUCAUUUGACAUAUGCCACUAUAAAGGGAGGAGGUCAUACAGGUCCCGAGUUUAAUCCCAGAGAAAGCUUUGAUAUGAUCGAAAGGUGGCUAGAACAUUCUCUUUAAUCUAUUCUGCUACUAUGUCAAGAUUAAUAUAAAGGAUGUUGAAUUAUGAGUACUCUCUUUUAAUUAAGUCGAAUAGUAAACAUAUAUGGGGGCCUGUUUUGCUCCAAAGGGUGAAUAAAUCUACUUUGUAGUAGACAUGUCAAUGGAUCAGAUUUUGAUCUAAAUCCGAUUUGAAUUCGGUGUAAUUAAUAGGAGAUGGAUUGGACUUCUCAAUCCAA